Carassius gibelio (silver crucian carp) is the source of this 3503-nucleotide messenger RNA. It is a transcript of the gene rab27b, whose product is annotated as RAB27B, member RAS oncogene family. Gene Ontology annotation, molecular function: GTP binding; GTPase activity. Lineage: Eukaryota; Metazoa; Chordata; Actinopteri; Cypriniformes; Cyprinidae. Gene Ontology annotation, cellular component: melanosome; secretory granule. Bases 218 to 892 code for a protein of 224 amino acids. The transcript is spliced from 6 exons. Gene Ontology annotation, biological process: positive regulation of exocytosis; melanosome transport. The record is from RefSeq and is a predicted model, not a curated record.
UCUACUCGAGAGCGCGCAGGAGCCUGACACACACACACACACUCUCAUUAGUACACACUCGAGGAGGUGUGUUUUAGUGUUUGAGCGUUGCAUUGAGCAGGUUCCCGUUCGGAUGAGGAGCGAUUCGAGCGGAAUAAGCGGCGUCGGUCUUUGAUGAGGAUGAUGAUGAUGAAGAGCGCGAGAGACCUGUGAUCACGUUUCAGCAUCAGUCUCUGAGAUGUUCAGCUCCAGCAGCACUAUGACCGAUGGAGAUUACGACUAUCUGAUCAAACUCCUGGCUCUCGGAGACUCCGGAGUGGGCAAGACCACCUUCCUCUACCGCUACACCGACAACAAGUUCAACCCCAAAUUCAUCACCACCGUGGGCAUCGAUUUCAGGGAAAAGAGAGUGGUUUAUACCACAAACAGCCCCAAUGGAACCACAGGGAAGACGUUUAAGGUUCACUUGCAGCUCUGGGACACGGCGGGACAGGAGAGGUUCAGGAGUUUGACCACAGCGUUCUUCAGGGAUGCGAUGGGUUUCCUGCUCAUGUUCGAUCUGACCAGCCAGCAGAGCUUCCUCAAUGUCAGGAACUGGAUGAGUCAGCUCCAGGCAAACGCGUAUUGUGAGAACCCAGAUAUUGUUCUUGUGGGUAAUAAAGCUGAUCUGAAUGACCAGAGAGAAGUCCAGGAGAAACAAGCGAAGGAACUAGCAGACAAAUACGGAAUCCCCUACUUCGAGACGAGUGCGGCGACCGGAGCGGAGGUGGACAAGGCCGUCCUGACGCUGCUGGAUCUGGUGAUGAAGAGGAUGGAGCAGUGUGUGGACAAACCUUCGGCGGACGCACAAAACACCGACGGCAGCAGCAAACUGGACACCGCAGCGGCCGAUGGGAAGAAGUGUGCGUGUUAAAGCAGCGACGGCACCCAUCCGGAUCCUCCUGGCGUACUGUAUUACAGAUGUGUGUGGACUGAGUCUUUGAGAGCUGUGGGACUGCCUCGUCAUCUUUAAUAACCCGUCCACAUUUAGCCCAGAUUAUUACUGUCAGGAAAUGCAUCUGAAAUAUUCAUAUAGAGAUAAAAACCUGAUGUGGCCAUAAUCUGGAGUUGGACACUCAUUAUCUAAAUGAAUGUACAUAAAAACUCAGAGAGAGCUGAACGACGUUCAUACACUACCAGACAGAAUUUAGAAUAAUUAAGAGUUUUUAGUGUUUCUGAAAAAAAAAAGUAUCUUCUGGUCUCCACAGCAGCUUUUAUUUGGUUAAAAAUAUAGUCAAAACAGUACAAAUUUGAAAAAUUAUUAUUGUUUUCUAUGUGAAUCUCUGUUUAAGUGUAAUAUAUUUCUGUGAUGCACAGCUGUAUUUCCAGCAUCAUUCCUCCAGUCUUCAGUGUCACAUGAUCUUCAGAAAUCAUGAAAAUAUGAUGAUUUACUCAAGAAACAUUUCUGAUUAUUAGCAAUGUUGAACACAGUUAAGGCGCCCAAAAUUUCUGUGGAAACUGUGAUAUGAUUUUUUUCACCUUUAUUUUGAAGUGCAGUAAUAUUAGUAGUAAUUAUUAUGUCAAAUUUGAGCUUAUUUCAAGAAUAUGUGUAUAUCUUAUUUACUUAUUUAUUGUAUACAUAUAUUAGUCAUUUAAAUGUUGCAAAUUUAGGUGUAAUUUUAAAAUUAGGUGUAAUUUUAUAUAUAUACAUAUAUAUAUACACACACACAAACUGUAAAAAAUGGAUGCAUUAAGUUGCUUAAAAGUGACAGUAGAGACAUUUAUAGUGUUACAACAUAUUUCUACUUUCUUCAAAUAAAUGCUUUUCUUUCGAACUAUAUUCAUAUGUGAAUCCUGAAAAAUAAAAUGCAUCACAGUUUCCACAAAACUAUUACUGAUAAGUGUUUUCAACAUUGAUAAUAAUCAGAAAUGUUUCUUGAGCAGUUAAUCAGCAUAUUAUUCUGAUUUCUGAAGAUCAUGUGACACUGCUGAAAAAACAGGUGUGCAUCACAGAAAUAAAUUACACUUAACGCUAAAUUCAAAUAGAAAACAGCGGUGUUAUAUUCUUGUAAUAUUUCAGAUUUUUUGCAGUAUUUUUGAUCAAAUAAACAGGAGAGACUGCUGUCACAGAGUGUUGGCUUGAACCGAAGCCUGUGCAUGACUGACGUGAGCUUGUGAAUGUUUGCGUGUUCUUGCGUGUUCAAGCGUGUCGCUGCAUGCGGUCACACGCGGCUGACGUCCAAACACGAUCGAUCCCCAAAUCAAACGCUCCAUACAGAGCUCUGGAGAAACUGGAAGCAUGGAUGUUGCAUAUUCACGUCUCAGUCCUCUUAGCUUGUGUUCAGAUUCAUGCAAACAAGUGCAAAUGAAUAGCUGGAGAUGUGCGGUGUGUUUCUGUGUUUGAAAUCUGGGAAACUAGCUAAGUAAUGCAAGUAAAGAUCAUAUUUCACCCUAAAUUCAAAAUCGGUAGGAUGUUUCACAUUGUGACAUCAUAUUCAUGAUUUUUUUUUUUUAUUAGUUUUUCUGGAAUAGUUUUUAAAUAUUUUUUUCUCAUUUCUGUGUGUGUGUUUUAGUUGUAGUAAUUAAAAUUUUAUGAAAAAAAAAUCAAUUAAAAAGUUUUUUUUAUUUUUUUUUAUUAAAUAUUGAAAUUGUUGCAUUGCAAACAUUUAUUAAUGAAAAAUAUAUGAUUAUUUUUGGUCUUUUUGGGGUGAAAUAUGACCUGAACGUGUUCUUGUACAAAUCACCUUUUUUGUGAAUGUCAUGGAUAUCUCAUAUUUCACCAUAGAUAAAAAAAAAAUCCAUUCACAUUAUCUCUAUUCCAAAUUUCAAAAAAUAAAAAAAAGUCAAUUUAUUUUUCAUUCUCACAAAAUAUCAUAAACACGAUAAUGUUUAAAUCUGCAAAAAAAAAAAUGCUGCAUAAAUACUAUGGAUGUAUAAAUCACAAUUUAUGUUUUUUCAAAAAUUUUCAUCACAUUUGUGAAAUUACAAUCCAAAAAAAUGUAACUUAAAAUAAGUUUAAUAUUCUUAGUGCAUAUCAAGUCUUAUAUUUGUCUUGUGAGUUUGGGGUGAAAUAUGAGCUGGUUUGGUUAUGGUUGUACUGGGAUUGAGAUGGUUAAUUCUGUGCUAGUUUGAUUUGAUUUCUAUCUUCUGGUGCCAAACUUUAACUCAUCGUGUGCCAUAAUCACAUCAUGGAGCAUGGUGAUGUCUGAUCAUGAAGAUCUCUGGAGCGCUGCAUCGUGUUUCUACUGAACUCCUGCUUGGCUUGACUGAGCUUUGCUGUUUUACUGGUUUAGUACCUCGUGUGGUUUCAGGAAUGGCUUUAUGAGCAGUGAUGUUGUUCUCUUGACGUUUACACUGAAGGGUUUUCUCUCCUCGUGCCUGUAAAGAUCUACUGACCAAUGAAACGCUGCCCGACUCUUUUACUGCAUCACGGUACAGAAAACAACACAACCGGUUAAAAAAAUUAACUCUUCGGUUUCCUUUGAGAGCGUUUAUUUUUUGUUAUGCGUGCAACAUGUUACUAAAGAAUAAAGAGGAAAAAAUCA